AUGAUCGACGAGUCCAUGAUUGCCACCAACUGCGACCUCACGCAAACUCCACCACAAGAUCAGGAUGUGAACGCAGCAAUGGCAAGAAAAAGUAUGAAAAGAGUUGCCAGAAACCUUAUAUUCACAAUUCCAUGCUUGAAAUCUUCUUCAACUGGAACUCGGAAGGGAAAAAAUCGAAAAAGAAACCCACCAGUUUUACUCAAAGCUUUUCAAAAGCACCGAUGCUCCACAAAAUUCCAGUAA
This is a messenger RNA of Caenorhabditis angaria, 243 nucleotides long. Lineage: Eukaryota; Metazoa; Nematoda; Chromadorea; Rhabditida; Rhabditidae. The record is from the annotation of a GenBank genome assembly.